This is a messenger RNA of Hipposideros armiger (great roundleaf bat), 3066 nucleotides long. RefSeq names its product zinc finger CW-type and PWWP domain containing 1 (gene ZCWPW1). Bases 511 to 2514 code for a protein of 667 amino acids. NCBI's taxonomy places the organism in Eukaryota, Metazoa, Chordata, Mammalia, Chiroptera, Hipposideridae. The record is from RefSeq and is a predicted model, not a curated record. The transcript is spliced from 18 exons. Gene Ontology annotation, molecular function: zinc ion binding. Gene Ontology annotation, cellular component: nucleus.
CCCCCUGGAAAAUAUUCGCUGCUGAACUGAAAAAAAUCAUCACUUUUAAAACAGCCGAUGUUGUCCAACUUCCUCUUCCCCGGAAAUGGCUGAGUAGUUCUCUGCUCCUCCGCCUUGCCCCAGUCGCGAUCACCUGGGGACACCACGCCCUUUCCUCUGCUUCUACACGCACGGCCCCGACCCCAACGCCUCCGCCCACCACCCGACGCCUGCGCACGGGUUCCUAGCCCGCGGACUGCGACCCUGUGCCAACCACAGCCAUCAUAUCGCAUUCAGUCUUUCCCGAGCGCAAGCUGCAGCUUUGCGCCCCCUUCUAGAAAAACGAGUGUAGCUGGCGAAGAGGUUUUGGCCUACUUUGGGCCCCUGCCUGGGCCAAUGGGGAGGAAGCUAUUCGACGCCCUUUCCACUGGGUGCUAGGUGGCCCGUUCUCCCUGCCAAGUGCUUGGGGGUGCAGGUCCUGAGGCUGAGAGGAGGGCGGUAGAGAGACACGAAGUGUAGCUUCUGAGCUGAAUGAUGACAACAUUGCAGAGUAAAGAAGAAUAUGGGAAAGGACCAAAAAAAACCUUUGCUCCACCUGCACAAAAAUUGCAUAGCCUGAUGUCCUAUAGCCCUAACUCACCCAAAGAGGAGACCCUGGGGAUCAGUUCUCCAGUGGUACAAGCCAGGCCAAACCUGCUAAAGGCCAGGUUAGAGAAGAAGAAGAAGAAGGCAAAAGCAACCACAAAGAAUGGUCCAAGCAGUGGCCAGGAGAAGAAAGUAAAGGCUCAAGACAACAAGCAAGCAGAGAAGAAAAAAAAGGAAAAAUCAAGUCUUACCAAUGCAGAAUUUGAGGAGAUUUUCCAGCUUGUGCUACAGAAGUCCUUCCAGCAGAGCUUGGGGAUGGAAUCUAGCCUUGAUUUUACAGAGACUUCCUGUGCCCAGCCCCUAAGAUGCACCCAGUUAGACAAGGAACCAGGAAUUGCUUCCACUACUGAUAAUGAUAAUGCUGAUGGAGAGAGGGUAAUGGUGCCUCAUAUUCUAGAGAUUUCAGCCUCUCAGGAGGAUGGAGUAAUCCCUGAGAUAAAGACAUCUCAGCCAGGCCAGCCAGCUCCUGCACCCCCCAAGAAGAAAUUCAAUAGACUCUCCUUAAGUAAAAGAAAGAAGGAAGCUCAAGAUGAGAAAAUGAAAAAAGCCCAAAGUGGACAUGAGCACAGACAGAAAGACCAAUCAAAAAAAAUGGUUCAGGUUCAUUCUCAGAUCAUGGAUCAACAAAAAGAAGAAGAAAGUGGUUUUGGCCAGUGUCUAGUCUGGGUCCAGUGUUCUUUCCCAAAUUGUGAGAAAUGGAGGCGACUUCAUGGGAACAUUGAUCCCGCAAUCCUUCCAAAUAAUUGGUCCUGUGAGCAGAAUACAGAUUUGGAGUAUAAUCGCUGUGAUAUCCCUGAGGAGUCCUGGACAGGGUGUGAGAGUGAUGUGGCCUAUGCCUCCUACAUCCCAGGAUCCAUCAUCUGGGCCAAGCAAUAUGGUUACCCCUGGUGGCCAGGCAUGGUAGAAUCUGAUCCUGACCUAGGGGAGUAUUUUCUUUUUGCUUCACAUCUUGAUUCCCUGCCGUCUAAGUACCAUGUGACAUUUUUUGGAAAAACAGCCUCUCGUGCUUGGAUCCCAGUCAACAUGCUAAAGAACUUCAAGGAUCUGUCUUUGGAGCUAGCUGGAGUGGGGAAGGUAUGUUGGGAGAAAGUCCCCUGUCUGACCAAGUGUGCAAAGAGAAAGUACAAGAACAAGGACUGCAUCCACAAAUUGGGGGCAGCCGUGAUAAUGGCUCAAGAGGCAGAACAGAUCAGUAUUCAGGAACGGGUUAACUUGUUUGGUUUCUGGAGCCGAUACAGCAGAUCUGGCAAUAGUGCAGAAGGAAAAGACUUAAUGCUCUCUGGGGCUAACACCUCAGAUUCCUCCUUGGAGAGAGAAGAGAAAGAGUCCGAGUUGGAGGAGGAGGAAGAAGAGGAAAAAGUCCUAACUUUGCCUACUCCCAAGUCAGCCAAAGUUCAGACAAAAAAACCUAAUGCAAGAGGCAUAGCAGCUAGACCAGAUGGGACCCCGCAAAGGAUGAUCGUGAAGAGACCUCUGGUAAAUGAACCUGCUGCUGCUCCUGUACCCAUAACGGGAAGCAAAGAAGUACACGGGAAUUCAGAUCCUGAACAGCCAGUUUUGUCACUGUUUCAUUUAGGCGCUAAGAAAAAAUUUAAAACUCCCCAGAGCAAGGUCUCAGUAACCAGCUUGUCUGAAGAGAAAGAGGUUAGAAUGGUGCCAAAGGGCCUGAUCGCACCAUCUCAUCAAGGGACCUGUCCUGCUAUGGGGAAAGAAGGGCCUGGACCCCAGGAGCCACUGCCUCAGGAUGCUGGAAGCUUCCCCUCCGACGAUGAAGCCUCCAGUGACCUGGACCUGGAGCAACUCAUGGAAGAUAUUGGACAAGAAUUGGAGCAGAGGGUGGAGCCACAGUAUAGAGAUGACGCAGAGGAGUUCACCUUCUUUGAGGAGUAGUUCUGUGCUCUUGUGUUCUCUCACCUCGUUCCCUGGGAGCAGAAGAGAGAGCCUGUCAGAGGGUCCCUGAGAAGUUUUGCAAUUGGUCAUUGACUACAAGGUUAAUUGGCUAAAGUUAGAGUUGUGCGGUUUAUGUGUUAAUAAAAUAUGUUACCUGCUUAAUUGAUUUGGUUUGUCUCUAACUACAUGCUUCCUUUGGCUUCUCUCCCUACUCCGUCAUGUCACUGUGGCACAUCAUCGUUUCUGCUGGGAGGCCUGCACAGUAUAGGAAUCUGGGGAGGCAGUGACACCUGAGUCCUGGGAGAAGGACAUCGAGACAGGCAGGUCUCAGUUCAAAUCCUGGCUCACCACUUACUAGCUGUGUGGCCUUGGGAAAAACACCAUAACCGUCCUGGCUCCUCGUUUCAUGCCUCAAAUGAGUACUUCCUAUACCAUAUUCAGGGAUGUUCAUGAAUGUUUAAAUGAGGUAAUGCAUGUAAAGGCUUAACACGAUACAUGCCAAUUAUCAUUGUAAGGGAAAUAGAAUGGUUAGACUCGGGGGCAGACCUUGGG